CAUAAAAACCAUCUAAUACGUUACACUUUCUAUCCCAUAAUUCUAAUAUUUGUUGCCUUUAUAGCUGCAGUGUGGGUGGAAGAAGCUAAACCAGAAAAGAGCAGAUCUAACUCUCUAUACCUGAGACACCACAGCUUGGGAAGCUUUUGGGAUGCCAUGGACAGAUUGCCAGUCUUAAGUGACUCCCACGCUGGACAGAUGUCUAGACUUGGCUGCAGGGACCUUUAUUUCUACCCAGAGAUCCCAAACCAAUUCACUGGCCCCGAAGAUUUGCCUCUGCUUCCUUUCACACCAGAGCAGCUGACUGCUGAGAAUUUCUACAGCGAUCCUUGUGCGUUCCCAUUUCAAGGUUCCUGUGGGAAUUUUGGCAGAUGCGAGUACUCUUGCGGCCCAGCAUUCAUCAGAAAAAGGAAUGAAAGGGAAAGGCAGAGAGUUAAGUGUGUCAAUGAAGGCUACGCCAAACUCAGACAUCACCUACCUGCCGAAUACCUAGAGAAACGACUCAGCAAAGUAGAAACACUCCGAGCUGCAAUUAAAUACAUCAGGUAUCUCCAAUCUGUGCUUUACAAUGAUUCAGAGGAGAAUAGCAGGGAAGCUCACCACCCACCCAAAGAUAGCUCUCAAAGCAAUCACGUUCCAAGGACUUCAUAGUCUGCUCGAGAGCAAAUAAAAUCUCUGGAAACGCCAAAGACAUCCUGCCUGUAAGGUUCAAAGAUGUUUGUAAGACUGAACUUGCUAUACAAUGGGGUAAUUUCAGGGCUUGUGACUGUGAUGACAUGAAUCUUGCUAAAAUGUGUGAAAGUUUCAAAUGAUUGAAAUGGCUGGGAUCAUUUUAACAGGUCGAUAUGAGAGAUCAGUAAUACGUGGUUAAUUUUGAUUACGGGGGGGGGCGCCAAUGUGUCAACUCAAGCUGAAUGCUUUAGGUUAUAUUUUAAUAAAAUGAUUCUGCUCCUUUCUGAGAACAGUAACCUCUCUCUCUUUGCUAAGAUUUAUUUCUAAAAAAUAAUAUAAGUUUCUCUAUAAAUUGAUAAAAUGUAUAAAGUUUCUGUAUAAAUUCUGUUUGUACAGAAUGUAUAAACUGGAAACCACUUGACUGUAACAGCAACAACAAAAAAUACAGUAUUGUAAAAACAUACUUACUUUGGAAAUGCUAAUAUUGAGUUAAUUUUAUCUGGAUAGUUUGUUUUUCAAAAUCUAAAUAAAGCCAUGUUCCAUGAUCAAACUAUAUCUUAGAACAUGUUUGUUAUAUUAUAUGGACACACAGUGAGAGAAACAUCACAACAUAAAUGAAGCAGAAGGAGUGUCCAUACCUCCUGUUACUCCCUCUAUUUCAAGAAUAUAAAGAAACUAACAAACUUACCUUAGGUUCUCU
Molecule: messenger RNA, 1372 nt
Organism: Zootoca vivipara (common lizard)
Lineage: Eukaryota; Metazoa; Chordata; Lepidosauria; Squamata; Lacertidae
Source: RefSeq, a predicted model, not a curated record